GUUAGUGCCUAUAGAUAUAGGUACAUACAAAAAUGAAAGUAUACGCUCAAUGCUAAUCAACGCUAAUUGCAUUUGAACAUUCAAAUCUUUGUCAAGACUAGUGGAUAUGGACGUUACAUAAACACCUUCAAAAGUACAAGAAGAAAAAACAUUCAAAUGUCUUGUAUAACAUCAUUUCAUAUCAGCAGUAGACUAAAAUAAGAUGAGCAAUGAAUCAUUCGUCUAAACUCUUGAUUAGAAAACGAGCCUUCAAGCAACUAAAUAACUAAGCACCCGUCCUGAGGAUGAGUCCACAAGAACAGUGUGAAUUGGUUGUCUUGGUCGUCUUCGUGACGACGAGUAUAAAGUGAUAAAUUUAGUCAUCAUAGUUUUCAAAGUCGUAAAAUGAUUAAAUUCGUGAUUGUGGAAUAAAAAUAUUCAACAAUCUUAUAAAUCAUAUAAUCUAGGAAACACUACAUGCUACAAUUAAACACGUUUAGUACAAAAUCACUAUCUGGAAAUUUUUGAUUGGAUUUGAAGACACUGUUUCAAUAAAAUCCUCAAAAUGGAAACUUACGAGCAAUUAACUAUUGGACAUGUAGUUGGUUGGGCAGCAUCCGGUGCUAUGAUAAUUGGAGGAAUUGUGCCAUUUAUUCCACAGUAUAAAGAGAUUAAAGAAAAACAAGAUACAGAAGGGUUUUCUCUUUAUGUCUGCCUUACGUUGUUGAUAGCUAAUAUUCUGCGAAUACUAUUUUGGUUUGGAAGGCGCUUUGAGUUACCACUACUAAUACAAAGUAUUUUGAUGAUAGCUAUGAUGUUUUUCAUGAUUAAAGUAUGCAUAGAUAUUCAAAAUAAACAUCAGAUUACAAAGCAGAAGGAUAGAGUCUUUACAGAUUUCAACAUUAAAUACUUUUGGAAAUGGACAGAGUUCCAGUCCUACGUGGACUUCAUACUAGUCUUUGCAUUCAUUGGAGCUGUGUUGAUGUACCUGUUAAUAAAUGUUCCAAUUUUUGUGGAAUCAAUUGGUUUAUUUGCCUUAUUAACAGAAGCAAUGCUAGGGCUUCCUCAAUUUUUAAGAAAUUUCAACAAUAAAUCUACUGAAGGAAUGAGUAUUGCAAUGGUUGCCAUGUGGACAAUGGGAGAUACAUUUAAAACUUGUUACUUUAUCAAGCGUAAUGCACCAGUUCAAUUUUCCAUUUGUGGAACAUUACAAAUUUUAAUAGAUUUAGCAAUACUUGCUCAAGUUUACAUUUACAGGAGUAAUAUCUUAACAGUUAGAGCUACUGGUAGAGUUGACUAAAAGAUCUUUCCUCA
Molecule: messenger RNA, 1293 nt
Organism: Phymastichus coffea
Lineage: Eukaryota; Metazoa; Arthropoda; Insecta; Hymenoptera; Eulophidae
Product: solute carrier family 66 member 2
Exons: 4
Coding region: 545-1279 (244 amino acids)
Biological process (GO): retrograde transport, endosome to Golgi; phospholipid translocation
Cellular component (GO): trans-Golgi network; endosome
Source: RefSeq, a predicted model, not a curated record